Xenopus tropicalis (tropical clawed frog) is the source of this 1622-nucleotide messenger RNA. RefSeq names its product sperm associated antigen 6 (gene spag6). Gene Ontology annotation, cellular component: microtubule cytoskeleton; motile cilium; sperm principal piece. Bases 24 to 1550 code for a protein of 508 amino acids. The record is from RefSeq and is marked provisional. The transcript has 11 exons. Lineage: Eukaryota; Metazoa; Chordata; Amphibia; Anura; Pipidae.
AGUGAUCCAACACAGACAGAGACAUGAGCCAGCGCCAGGUUCUUCAGGUUUUUGAGCAGUAUCAGCGGGCCAGGACCCAAUUUGUCCAGACAGUUGCAGAGCUUGCUACAAGGCCUCAGAACAUCGAAACAUUGCAGAAUGCAGGCGUUAUGUCUCUGCUACGGCCCCUUCUCUUGGACGUGGUCCCAACAAUCCAGCAAACCUCUGCUUUGGCUCUCGGGAGACUUGCCAAUUACAACGAUGAUCUGGCAGAAGCCGUUGUUAAAGGAGACAUUCUUCCCCAGCUUGUGUAUUCUCUGGCUGAACAGAACCGCUUUUACAAGAAGGCAGCAGCCUUUGUGCUACGAGCUGUUGCCAAACACUCUCCUCAGUUAGCUCAGUCAAUAGUGGACUGUGGAGCGGUGGAUACGCUGGUGAUUUGCCUGGAGGACUUUGACCCUGGAGUGAAGGAGUCAGCAGCUUGGGCACUGGGCUAUAUUUCAAGACACAAUGCAGAACUGUCACAGGCCGUGGUGGAUGCGGGAGCUGUUCCCUUGCUCGUCCUCUGUAUCCAGGAGCCAGAAAUCGCCCUGAAAAGGAUUGCUGCCUCUGCCUUGAGUGAUCUAUCAAAGCAUUCUCCUGAGCUCGCCCAGACCGUUGUGGAUGCAGGGGCAAUAGCCCACUUAGCUCAGAUGAUUCUCAAUCCAGAUGCUAAACUCAAGCGCCAGGUGCUGUCUGCCCUAAGCCAAAUUGCUAAGCAUUCCGUUGACCUGGCGGAAAUGGUGGUAGAAGCCGAAAUCUUCCCUGUCGUCUUGACGUGUCUGAAGGACCCUGAUGAAUAUGUUAAGAAAAAUUCAUCUACGCUGAUCCGAGAAAUUGCACGGCACACCCCCGAGCUCUCUCAGUUGAUAGUGAAUGCGGGAGGAGUGGCUGCUGUCAUUGAUUGCAUUGGAAAUUGCAGCGGGAAUGUGAGGCUUCCCGGCAUCAUGAUGCUGGGUUAUGUGGCAGCUCAUUCUGAGAACCUGGCAAUGGCCGUCAUUAUCUCAAAGGGGGUACCACAAUUAGCCAUCUGCCUGUCAGAGGAAGCAGAAGAUCACAUAAAGGCAGCUGCUGCCUGGUCGCUGGGCCAGAUUGGAAGACACACUCCAGAGCAUGCACGUGCUGUUGCUGUUGCCAAUGUAUUGCCAAAGCUGCUUUCCCUAUACAUGGACACAGACAGCUCCGAGGACCUCCAAGUGAAGGCAAAGAAGGCCUUAAAGAACAUACUGCAGAAGUGUACCCAUCUGCCAGCGCUGGAGCCCUUGCUGCACGAUGCACCGCCUAAUAUCCUGAAGCAUGUGGUCGGGCAGUUCAGCAAGGUUCUUCCACACGACAGCAAAGCAAGGCGACUAUUUGUCACAAGUGGGGGGCUGAAAAAGAUUCAAGAGAUAGUGGCAGACACGGGCUCACCCCUCCAAGAAUACAUCAACACCAUCAACAACUGUUUUCCUGAAGAGAUUGUCAGAUACUAUUCUCCCGGAUACUCCCAGUCACUUCUAGAAAGGGUGGAUCACUACCAGCCAGUUAUUUAACUCUGUCCCCUAUUUAUAUCAUUGUUAUUAUUGCUCACUUGGUUUGAUAUCAAUAAAGAAAUAUUUGCCAAA